AUGACGCUGACAGUCAUUGGUCUUUUUACCUUGUUUACCAGCAUCUUCGCCACCACGCCUGCUAGAGAGUUUGUAUCUCUGGCAGAAAGAGAAGAUGCUCUGCUCAGGGACUUGUUUCAGGGGUACCAGCGUUGGGUCAGGCCCAUUCUGCACGCAAACCACACUGUGAAGGUGCGCUUUGGCUUGAAGAUCUCUCAGCUUGUGGACGUGGAUGAGAAAAACCAGCUCAUGACCACUAAUGUAUGGCUGUAUGAGGAAUGGCUGGAUUAUAAACUGCGCUGGAACCCUGAGAAUUAUGGUGGGAUCACAUUUAUCAGAGUCCCGUCAGAGAGCAUCUGGCUCCCAGACAUCGUUUUAUAUGAAAACGCAGACGGACGUUUUGAAGGCUCGAUCAUGACCAAAGCCAUCGUGAGAUACAAUGGCCUGAUCACCUGGACUCCUCCCGCCAGCUACAAAUCUGCCUGCACCAUGGACGUGACCUUCUUCCCGUUCGAUCGGCAGAACUGCUCCAUGAAGUUCGGCUCCUGGACCUACGAUGGAAACAUGGUGGAGCUAGUCCUUGUUAACCAUCAGGUGGACCGAAGCGACUUCUUUGACAAUGGCGAAUGGGAGAUUCUCAGCGCGACAGGGCACAAAGGCAGCCGACGGGACGGUCAUUACUCCUACCCCUACAUCACAUACUCAUUCAUCCUAAAGCGCCUUCCUCUUUUCUACACGCUCUUUCUUAUCAUCCCGUGUCUGGGUUUGUCUUUCCUGACCGUUCUGGUUUUCUACCUUCCCUCGGACGAAGGAGAAAAAGUCUCUCUAUCCACCUCCGUCCUGGUGUCGCUCACCGUCUUCCUUCUCGUCAUCGAAGAAAUCAUUCCGUCUUCCUCUAAAGUGAUCCCUCUGAUCGGAGAGUAUCUGCUUUUCAUCAUGAUCUUCGUGACACUCUCCAUCAUCGUGACGGUGUUUGUUAUUAACGUUCACCAUCGCUCUUCAGCCACGUAUCAUCCCAUGUCUCCGUGGGUUCGUACUCUGUUCCUCCAGCGGCUGCCGGAUUUGCUGUGUAUGAGGGGAAACACCGACCGCUACCAUUACCCGCAGAUGGAGCCCCAGAGCCCUGAUCUGAAGCCCAGGAGCAAGAAAGGGCCACCUGGGCCUGAAGGAGACGGUCAGGCGCUGAUCAACAUGCUGGAGCAGGCCACUAACUCUGUGCGCUACAUCUCACGGCAUAUCAAGAAGGAGCAUUUUAUUAGAGAGGUUGUACAGGACUGGAAGUUUGUAGCUCAGGUUCUGGACAGGAUUUUUUUGUGGGCUUUCCUCACCGUCUCUGUGCUCGGCACCAUCCUGAUCUUCACUCCUGCGGUGAAGAUGUUUCUGAGCACUCCUCCACCUCCGUCUCCUUAA
Danio rerio (zebrafish) is the source of this 1389-nucleotide messenger RNA. RefSeq names its product cholinergic receptor nicotinic beta 3 subunit b (gene chrnb3b). Gene Ontology annotation, cellular component: membrane; postsynaptic membrane; presynapse. The record is from RefSeq and is marked provisional. Gene Ontology annotation, molecular function: transmembrane signaling receptor activity; monoatomic ion channel activity; acetylcholine-gated monoatomic cation-selective channel activity. Gene Ontology annotation, biological process: regulation of postsynaptic membrane potential; chemical synaptic transmission, postsynaptic; monoatomic ion transport. NCBI's taxonomy places the organism in Eukaryota, Metazoa, Chordata, Actinopteri, Cypriniformes, Danionidae.